Solea senegalensis (Senegalese sole) is the source of this 6664-nucleotide messenger RNA. Its product is annotated as protein diaphanous homolog 1-like. Gene Ontology annotation, molecular function: microtubule binding; actin binding; small GTPase binding. Gene Ontology annotation, cellular component: cytoplasm; actin filament. Bases 727 to 4494 code for a protein of 1255 amino acids. The transcript is spliced from 28 exons. Gene Ontology annotation, biological process: actin cytoskeleton organization; actin filament polymerization. The record is from RefSeq and is a predicted model, not a curated record. NCBI's taxonomy places the organism in Eukaryota, Metazoa, Chordata, Actinopteri, Pleuronectiformes, Soleidae.
UAUGUCUGUCAGAAGAACAGGAAGACUUCACCGCCGCUAAAAACUCCAACUGCUGUCACUCAGGGGUUAAAAAGCUAAACUAACUUAUCGCAGCCAUGGGAACUAAUUUGGGAGACACUGCAGACAGAAAUAACUCAUAACGCCGACACACCCCUUGUGUUGAAGUGACCAAAACAACUCGUGAAAGUGGGAAGAGUGGAGUUUUCUCUCCCCCCUUUUCUUUUUUAGCUUACGGUUACUUUACCUACUGUUGUGGACAAGCUAGCAGAGCUAAAGCUAACGUUAGCUGACAUCGUGCCGUAUACUUUCGGGACUUAACAGUCACUUUUGUGUAAGCUUCGGUUUGUGUUGCGUGUGGACACGGGGUUAGUAAUGACUCCGUGUGUAUUUUAUUGACGCUACAGGUCGUUUUCGGACGUUUCGUCCCGAGGCUCAACAGUCUGCUUUGAAUUUCCCUCCUUCGGUGAUACAUAUGGACAGGCGGCUUAGCGACGGUUCCGCUCUCUCAGUAUAGUUGGCGUUCUACCAAAUUAUUAGCAGCACCGUGCUAAUUGUGGCUAGUUAGCCAAGGGAGUAGUUCAGGCCCGGCGGUUCGAUUACUUUUCAAGCAACUCACGAAAACACCGUCGGGGGAAGCAUUUGUCUUUGUGCUGUGAGUGUGGAUAUUACCGCCACACACGGAGGUAUUUUGACAACCACUUCAAGGAUACGGAUAAACUUUUGAGUAUGGAUCCACACACGGGCAACUCUGCCUCAGCAGCCGGUCCAAAGAAGGACAAGAAAUCAAAGAAGAACUACAAAGAAGAGGAUGGAGACGGGAAAAAGAAAUUUAAACUCAAACGGCUGAUUCCUGAUGAGCUGGAGCGUUUCACCAGCAUGAGGAUGAAGAAGGACAAGGAGAAACCUGGCCAUACGCAGGGACAGCGUCACUCUUCGGCUGCCAGCUAUGAGAUCAGUGCUCAGUCUGCCAUUCUCCAUGAUCAUUCUGAUGAAUAUGUCCUGGAGCUCUUUGAACAGAUGCUGGUGGAUAUGAAUCUGAAUGACGAGAAGCAGCAGCCUCUAAGAGCGAAAGACAUCAUGAUCAAGCGAGAGAUGGUGUCUCAGUACCUCCACACAUCUAAAGCUGGCCAAAACCAGAAGGAGAGCUCCAAAUCAGCCAUGAUGUACAUCCAGGAGUUGAAGUCAGAUUACAGAGACACACAGCUGCUCAGCUGUCUGGAAUCUCUACGAGUCUCACUCAACAACAACCCUGUCAGUUGGGUGCAGAACUUUGGAGAUGAGGGCCUGGCCCUGCUACUGAGUCUACUAAGAAGACUCCAGGAAGAGAAAGACGAGUAUCCAAUGAUGGGAGUGAAAUGCCAGCAUGAGAUAAUUCGAUGUCUAAAAGCCUUUAUGAACAACAAGUAUGGUCUAAAAUCCAUGCUGGAGUCAGAUGAUGGAAUUCCUCUGCUGGUCAGAGCCAUCAACCCUACUGUGCCUCACAUGAUGGUGGAUGCCGUCAAGCUUCUUUCUGCCAUCUCCAUCUUGGAACAUCCUGAAAACCUCCAUGAACGUGUUUUGGAGGCCAUGACAGAAGAAGCUGAGAAACGGGAUAUUGAGAGGUUUCAGCCUCUUCUCACUGGCAUGAACAAUCCCAACAUCGCUCUUAAGGGUGGCUGCAUGCAGCUAAUCAAUGCUCUGAUCAGCCGAGGGGAAGAGUUGGACUUCAGGAUCCAUAUUCGCUCUGAGCUGCUCAGACUGGGACUCAGAGACCUGCUGAUGGAGGUGAGGAAGAUAGAAAAUGAAGAGCUGAGGGUGCAACUUACGGUGUUUGACGAGCAGGCUGAAGAUGACUCCGAGGACCUCAAAGUGCGCCUUGAUGACAUCCGCAUUGAGAUGGAUGAUGUGAGGGAAGUGUUUGAGAUCCUGGUCAACACCGUGAAGGACUCCAAAGCUGAAAACCACUUCCUGUCCUUGAUGCAGCACCUGUUGUUGAUCCGUAAUGACUAUUUGGCCAGGCCUCAGUACUACAAGGUGAUAGACGAAUGUAUCGCUCAGAUCGUGCUUCACAGAAAUGGAGCGGACCCUGACUUCAAGUGUCGUAAUCUCAGCCUCAACGUUGAAGGCUUGAUAGAUAACAUGGUGGACCAGACCAAGGUGGAAACCAGUGAAGCUAAGGCUGCUGAGCUGGAGAAGAAGCUUGAUGCAGAGUUGACGUCACGCCACGAGUUACAGGUGGAGCUUAAGAAACUGGAGGGUGACUAUGAGCAGAAGCUACGGGACCUGGGCCAAGAGAAGGAACAGCUGGCUUCUUCUAAGCAGGAGCAAGAAAUGGAAAACCAGGGACUCCAACAACAGCUCAGCACUCUAAAACAGCAGAUUGAACAGCUGUCUAAGGAUCUGGAGGAGGCCAAGACUAAAGUUGUCACGGUUACUGUUCCUGUCCCAACACCUGGUUUUCCCCCUCCUCCACCCGCCCCUCCUCUCCCUGGCCAGAGUGUUGGUGUGCCCCCUCCACCUCCACCCCUACCAUGCCAUGCAGCCAUUCCCUCGCCUCCACCCCCUCCUCCUUUACCAGGUCAAACUGGUAUUUAUAUACCUCCACCACCUCCUUUACCAGGCAUGCCAGGACCUCCACCAGCUCCGCCUCUUCCUGGCAUGCCAGCACCACCACCACCUCCGCCUCUUCCUGGCAUGCCAGGACCACCACCACCUCCGCCUCUUCCUGGCAUGCCAGGACCACCACCACCUCCGCCUCUUCCUGGCAUGCCAGGACCACCACCACCUCCGCCUCUUCCUGGCAUGCCAGGACCACCACCACCUCCGCCUCUUCCUGGCAUGGCAGGACCACCACCUCCGCCACCCUUACCUGGGGGUCCUGGUAUCCCACCUCCACCACCAGGCCCAGGCAUGCCUCCACCUCCACCGUUUGGCAUGGGAGGCUGGGGUGCCCCUGCACCACCUUCAUUGCCCUUUGGGCUCCAGCCUAAGAAGGACUACAAGCCUGAGGUCCAGCUGAAGAGAGCCAACUGGAGCAAGAUCGAACCUAAAGACCUCUCUGAGAGCAGUUUCUGGACCAAAGUAAAAGAGGAACGAUUUGAAAAAGAUGAGCUCUUUGCCAAACUCACCUUGUCCUUCUCCUCGCAGACAAAGAGCUCUAGAGCCAAAAAGGAGCAGGAUGGUGGAGAUGAGAAGAAGCAGGUGCAGAAGAAGAAGGUGAAGGAGCUGAAGGUUCUUGACACCAAGAGUGCACAGAACCUGUCCAUUUUCCUGGGAUCCUUCCGUCUCCCUUAUGAGGAGAUCAAGAAUGCCAUCCUAGAGGUUAAUGAGAAGAUCUUAACAGAGUCCCUGGUGCAGAAUCUGGUCAAACAACUGCCAGCACCAGAGCAGCUGAGUGUCCUUGGAGAUAUGAAGGAUGAAUACGAUGACUUGGCCGAGUCCGAACAGUUUGGAGUAGUGAUGUCCACUGUCAACCAACUGAUGCCACGGCUUCAGGCCAUCCUGUUUAAACUGCAGUUUGAGGAGCAGCUGAACAAUAUCAAGCCGGAUGUGGUUUCUGUUACGGCAGCCUGCGAGGAGCUCAGGGGAAGUCAGAACUUCUCCACUUUGCUGCAGAUCAUCCUUCUCUUGGGGAAUUACAUGAAUGCUGGCUCUCGCAAUGGAAAGGCAUUCGGCUUUUCCAUAUCAUACCUUUGCAAGUUGCGUGACACCAAAUCAUCUGAUCAGAAGCAGACACUGCUCCACUUCCUCGCUGAUGUGUGCCAGGAGCAGUUUCCUGAUAUCAUGACCUUUCCAGAUGAGCUCAUCCAUGUUGAAAAGGCCAGCAGAGUUUCUGCAGAGACAGUUCAGAAGAACGUAGAACUGAUGGGCCGUCAGGUCAGGGACCUGGAGGGGCUUCUGAAAAAGUUCCCACCUCCACAAAGCGACAAGGACCUGUUUGUGGAGAAGAUGUCCAGUUUUAUUGUCAGUGCCCAUGAGCAGCAUGAGAAGUUGGAUCUGAUGCAUAAGAAUAUGGAGAAGCAGUAUGUUGACCUGGGAGAUUAUUUUGUCUUUGACCCCAGUAAAAUCUCUGUAGAGGAAUUAUUUGGGGACCUUAACACCUUUAAAAACAUGUUCCAGCAAGCAGUGAAGGAGAAUCAGAAGAGAAAGGAGGCUGAAGAGAAGAUCAAGAGGGCUAAGUUGGCCAGGGAAAAAGCAGAGAGGGAGAAGGAGGAGAAGGGGAAAAGGAACCAGCUCCUUGACAUCAACGCAGAGGGUGAUGAAACUGGUAUCAUGGACGGCCUGUUGGAGGCACUGCAGUCUGGUGCUGCUUUCAGGAGAAAGAGAGGACCCCGGCAAGCAGCCAACCACCGACGUGCUGGUCAUGCAGUGACCAACAUCCUGGCCAAAGAGCUGAUGCAGGAGGACACGUCUUCAUGUAAACUGCCUAUAAAGAAGACCAAGAUGGAUGAGAAAGAAGAGCCUAAUGUAGAGGGAGCAGAGUCUGUAGAGGUUGCUUCCUCUCGGUCUAAUUAGCCAAUGCAGGAAGAGUUUCUUCUUACUGCGCAGGUGAUAAACAAAGAUAUAUUUCUUAGGCAUUCCAGAGUCCAAUCUAAGAUUAGCUUGCUGUAAAAAAAAAAGAAAGAAAAGGCCUGCAUUUUUUGCAACCUUUGUCUUAACAGGACCAACUUUUAGGGCAGCACAAGCUGUCUUCUGUGAGGACAGAGGGAAGCUGAGAUUGAGGGCAGGGCUCUCUCAGUUGUGUCUCUCAAUGACUUUUGGGUCUUUGUCAAUGUCAUUACAAUGUUAAUUGCUUUCUUUAAUAUAUGCACACAUCUCUUUAUGUAUUCCUGUCUGUUUCUACCUUUCUAUAUCUUGACAUCCUUCAGUCAUUCAACAAAAGGACAUCUUGAGAAAUUCCAAAGACUAACUCAGGAGGGAUUGUGUGUGUGUGUGUGCGUGCGUGUGUGUGUGUGUGUGUGUUCCAAAUUCCAGAUGGAGGCAGGGAAUGUCUGAAAUUUGGCACAAAUCGUGCAGUUGCUUCAUCGUCUUCUCUUGAUGUUUCAGUCCCAGCCAGUUUGUCCUUUUUACCUUGAAGACAUACUGUUGUUAUAAUUGUCUCAUAUACUGUAUGUUAUACUGUGUAAAUGUUAAUAAUGUUUGCUGUAUAAUUGAAAAAUGUGCCAACAUUUAGAAAUCCAGUCUUGUUAUUUCUCUUCCUGGUUUUGUUUAAUCACAGUCUGCACUGGGUCGGUGUAUGGAUCACUCAAUCAGUCGUCAUCGUCACGUUGGUGUUUCAGUGUGUUUUCUUUCUUUUUACUUGUUUGCAUGCAAGAGUUACAUUUCACAUAAAAAAAUUGUAUCAUUUUUAAAUAUCAUGUCUAAGCUGUAUUGCCACACAUGCCCACAACACACAAAUACAAUUUAAUUCAGGAGCAUAACCCUUGUCAUUAACUCCACAGGAAAGUAAAGUUAUAUGGGAGAAAGUUCUUUUUGAGUUAAACCAAAAAAAUCUUUCAUUUUAAAAGGGUGUUUUCAUAUAAAACCUAGAGCAGUUUACAUGCCUGUGUGUGUGUGUGUAUGUGUGAGAGGGAGAAGUAAGCAUAUAUUUACUUGUGUGUGCGCCACUGCUCUCUACAAGUGUGUUUGUGCGUGUAGGUUUAAGUGUGCGUGUGCGCUGCCAUCUGUAAUUACUGUACGGUACUGACCAUGCUGUCAUAAAUGCUAGGUUUCAUAAACAGCUUUGUGGUCUUUCUGCUGAGAAUAUAGCACACUGGAAAACUGCCCACAAACUGCUGAGACAAGUAUGUGUGUCUGUUCAGUCGUGUGUGUGUGUGGUUGUGUGUUUUGAUCACCCACUCCCCCUCCCUCUGAACUGCAGCAGUAGUCGCUGAAUGUCUGGUCCUGUUUUUUUUGUUGCUAUAUUCAGCGAGCAUCAUCAUCAUCAUCAUACAUGUUGCCAUGAUGUUGUGUUGUAACAUCUGACAGGAAUCCUGAGAGCCGACGUCUGCUGCUCCAUGCAAUAUUUCUUCCUAUGCAAACAAUACUGCUGUGUGCACUCUAGCCUUGAUAUCCAGCCACUGUGGUGGACAUUAAUCUUCAUGAAUCCACUGAUUCCACAUCGCUUUUGCCACAUCGAUAGCUCCUGAUGUUCAAAAAGCUUAAAAUAGUAAUUUUUUUAUCAACUUUUUACAUUCCAUCUUCCAUAUAAUUGUAUCACAAUGUGGAGGAAUUGGCACAUAAACACAUAAAAUACACGGUUAUUUAAUUACAGCAGAUUUAGAAAUGGAGAAGUCCUUGUUCUCAUCUCAUGUUGGAGCGUCUGCUCAGUCGAAUGACUCGAGAUAAUUGGGUGAAGAAUUUUGCAAACUGCAAAAUUCGAGUGCAAAAUAUGUACAAACUUACACAACUGCUGGUUUAUCUACAAUAAUGUGCCUCAGGUGGAUAUUUUAUUUGAGAGAAAGGGACUGAAAUAUUGAUAGGGAUAUGAGAACAUCACUGGAAUCAUUUUUUUUUUAAUUUGAGUCAUUCCUUUUGCUCCAAUUUUUUUUUAAAGUGAAUGUUUCUUUGUUCAUUUUUACAGCUGAUUGUUUUAAUGUAUUUGAAUUGAGACAAGUUUGUUCUUAGACGUAAAUGUUCGCAGAAUAAUGCACAUAGUCAUUCUGUUUGCUACACAAAUCUAUUAAAUGUCUUAAGUCAUUAACAA